GAUUAGUAGAGCCCACAAAACGCAUAAAAAUGACACAGCAGAGUGGAGCUGGGUCUCCCCAGCAGUUCUGUCUAAGAUGGAACAAUUAUCAGACAAAUCUGACCAACGUCUUUGACCAGUUGCUGCAGAGCGAGAGUUUCGUCGAUGUGACACUCGCCUGCGAUGGACACUCAGUUAAAGCCCACAAAAUGGUCCUCUCCGCUUGCAGUCCCUACUUUCAGGCUCUGUUUUUUGACAAUCCCUGUCAACAUCCCAUCGUCAUCAUGAAGGACAUCAAGUGGCCCGAGCUAAAGGCAGCUGUCGAGUUUAUGUACAAGGGGGAAAUUAACGUCUCCCAGGAACAAAUCGGACCUCUGCUCAAAGUUGCCGAGAGCCUCAAGAUCCGAGGUUUGGCAGAUGUCAACAAUGAGCAGGAACUGACCUCGAGACCCUCUCUCGAGGAGGCUGCUCUGGGAAUGCUCCAUCGGAAGAAACGGCGCAGAUCUGGAGAGCGAUCGCCGAGCGGAAAUAGUCCCGAAAAUUCGGAAGAGCAGGACCCCGGAAUCGUCUCGGAGGUUCACUCCUCCUCGACUCCGAGAUCUGUCGGAUCACCCAAUGUCCCGACUAUUUCGGUCACUCCUCAGAUCAAUCUUCAAGAGCUUCCGGUUUCUUUGUCCCUGCCGCCGCCACCCCCGCCUCCACCGACCAAUCAGUCCCAUUCUCACCACGUGCUCGGCCACGUGACUUCCGGUCCGCACGUGUCUGUCAAUCAUCUCGGAUCUCACACUCAGCAACUCUCGAUUCAGCAAGCGCAGCAGCAGCAACAGCAGCAACAACAACAGCAGCAGCAUCAGCAGGGGGGCAAUCAGAACGCCGGGGACGACCUCGAGAUCAAACCCGGCAUCGCGGAGAUGAUUCGUGAGGAGGAAAGGGCCAAGUUGUUGGAAUCAUCCCACGCUUGGCUCGGUGCCUCCACCUCUAGUAUAGCAGCUGACUACUCGAACUUGCUGAAGCUGAAGGCUCCAACCUGGACAAGGCACGACCUCCAGGAGGCGAUUGAAGCUGUCGUCACGCAGAAGAUGCGCUUCACUCAAGCCUCCACAAAGUAUGGAAUUCCCAAAGGCACUCUCUAUGACAACAUCCUCGGAAAAUCAAAAAGAAUGAUGGUUCUCGAGGAAGCUAGUCUCGAUGCUAGAGAGGAAUCGGCUGUCCUCGAAUUUUGUUGCGAUACAAGUAUCCAUCCCUACAAUCGGCGCACGAAAAAAUCACUAAAUACGAUACUCAAUUUUGUCGAAAAAAUCAGGCGAGAACGAGAUCCUAAUUUUAUGUUUACCGGCCUCUCUGGAUUUCGGUGGUGGUGGGCGUUUUGCAAAAAACAUUCAAUAGUUUCCCUUUACUUCAAUGAUGAGAACGAGCAUGAAUAAUCUUCUUCUCUGUGAAGAAGAAAAUCGAUUAUGCAUUGAGGGAGGGAAAUGUUUUUUGUCGAGAGCGAUGUUUUCAGAAUGAGCCAUAGGGCGAGGGCGCUGCACCGAUUGGGCCCCGAAACUGGAGUCGCGCUGUUGGCGCUCUCGCCCGACUACUCGGUUUUCAAAUAUCGCGCUCGACUAAAAACGCUUGAAAAGAUGUGUCGUAGGUCGAGGGCGCUCUUGGCACCCCAAAAUUCGGGGGCGCCUUUGGUGCUCUCACUGUACGGCUCGUUCUGCAAACAUCGUACUCGAAAAAAACGAGUUGCGGGGUGAGGCCGCCGAAGGUGUCUAGUUUUUUUCGGAAUGAGAAAGGACAUGUUUACUUAAUUUUUUCGGCUCUUAGGACUAUUACUAGUGGAGUCCACUCGUUUUGUUUUAUAGUUUCUUAAUUAUAAACUAAAUGUUUUUUAAAUACGAAACUUCAUGAAUUCAGUCAAUUUUAUUUAAUUGGUAAUUAUGUGCAAGCCUAUGUAUGGAGAAAUGAAUAAUUCUUAUCGAGUUAACUGCUUUGCAGUUAAACUAAGUACCCAGAAAAAAACUGAUAAGAAAUAAUCUAAUCCUACUUUCUGAUAAGGAAUAACUAAGGCUCAAUUAAGAAUAAGCACUCCAGAAGAAAUCUUUCUUUCCUCCAAUUCUUGGCAGCGUUUCUCAAAUCUAAUAAAAAUUUCACUUGACAUCCCAGGAAUCAAAGAUAAUAUUAUUUAAAUUACCUGGAGCAAGCCUAGGUGAUCCAACUAUAUUUACAAUAAGCAACUAGAGUUACAAACUUGAACCUUUAAUUUGCGACCUAUUAUAAGUCUCUAGAACAUCAUCUUCGCGCCCUAUGUUGUUUUAAACACUAAAAACGAGUUUUUUUAUCGCUUUCGAUAUAACUUAACGCGGUAAGAAGAUCUUGUUGUCGAAUUCGGAUUCAUCAAUCAACUGAUUUAGAAAUUUUUUUUUAAAUUUGGUUUUUUUUUUUGUUCAUCCUCUUUCCCCAUUUAUCUGGAGAAGGGGUUUGUCAAUUUAAAAAAAAAACUAAAACAAAAACAAAAACGGUGUAUUUCAUAGAGAUCUACAACUUAUUGGCAACUAUAAAUUGAGUGAACAAUUUCAUUAAAAUUAAUUAAAUUAAAUUAAUUUCUUAAAUUUUAGAUUGAAUCAUGUCCUUUCUUAGACUGGAGAGCGCAUCACGAAUCUCGAGAGCCCUGUUAGAUUAAUAGUUAGUGCCUUCUAUUCAAUCGUCUUCCAUUCCAUCGAGUAAUAUUUAUGAAACGAGCCGUUCCUGCCCGUAUAUUCCAUUCCAUUUCAUUCCAUUUCAUUCCACCUCAUACCAUUGUUCAGUUCGACGAAGCCCACGAUUGUACAUAUACUUGCGCGCAGGCUCUUCGUCGCUAAUUUGAUAUUAAGUAGAGCAACAUCAUUCCAUUCGGUCAGGGGCGAAGAUGAAAUACAUUUUUUAUUAAAUUAAAAUUAAUUUUAAUUUCUUAAAUUCAUUUCUUCAUUUAAUUAAAUUUAUUAAUAAUACGGCUGUAAUAAAUAACGUUUAUUUGAUUUUACAUUUUAAAUCCCACAUGAAAAAAUUAAUCUAAUACGUAUAUUAAGAGUGAGAGCUGCUUAAUCAUAUAUUAUUUCAAUUAAAACUAAUUUUUCUUCAAAUAAUUGUUUAUUAAAUUAAAAUUAAUUUUUCUUUAAUUAUCUUUCUUCAUGCAGUAAUACUGUAAAAAUAGGACCAACGGAAAUAUCUUUGGUCUUAUAAGAUUACUCAAAUGAGAUUCAGAAUACAAUUAGAAAAUCGAGCAAUAUUAAAUUUAGCUUAUAAGUUAUGGCGAUAGAAAUAAAUUUAAAAAUUAUGUUUAUUCAUAAAUUUCUUUCUUUAUUUUCACUCAUAUUGACUAUUUAUCAAAUUCACUGUACAUCGAUUUUGCCUUGCAUGUUUUUAUAUUCAACGUUAACUAAAUUUAAGUUUUCCAAACUUUACUUGAGUUGCAUUAUACAUUCCCUGCGGCUGUUAAGUUUUUCAAGUGAUAACUUAAAAUACUGAAUAAUAAUAAUAAUUAAAAAAAUUGUUACUCUUCUAUUGUUUGUAUUUUGACGUAUAUUUACGUCUAGUUACUUCGUAUUUAGUAUUGUUGCGAUUGUUAAAGAAUAUUUUCGACACUGGCGCAUAGUGCAGUGGUGCAAAUGAGAAUAAUUUAAAUUAAUUAUAAAUGUACGAAGUGAUACUUUUUAUUUGUUUAAUUUUUAAUCUAUUUAUAAAAAAUAAAUUUACAAGAAGAGUUCUCCUGUUUAAAUAUUAUUUUCUCAGUUCUUCACCUUUGCAAUUACAUAUAUUUGUAAUCAAAUUAAAUUACAACCUGAGCAAUGAGCCUGCACAAAAGGCAAAUAAUUUUCGUAGUGUACAUCUUUAAUAGUAUAAACAAAUUCUGUAAAAAAACCCAGUAUCCGAAAAAAACGUUACUUGCGCUUUUUUACAAGGGUUAAAAGCUGAAAAAAAAUUUCUCUCGAAUAUCCACUUUCUUCUUACUUUGUUUUUUAAAAAGUAGGUAACAAAUUCAAACAAAUUGAAGUAUUUCUUCGUACGUUUGUUAAGAGUGUAAUGCUCUUUAAUUAUAAAAAAAAUAAAUAAAUAGUAAAUUCCAGAUUUGUAUUACACUAAUAUAGCGAUGAUUUUUUCAUUUAUAAUAUUCGUUAUUGUAAAUUAAAAUGAAAUCCUUCUUUAAAGAAGACAUUAUUUUGGAAGAACAAAUACUUGUCUAUUUAUAAAUUUAUGAGUAAGAGAAUGAGUGUGAGAGAAAAUGGGUGGUUAUUUAAAAGAGAUAUUUUGAUCUCAAAAAGUGUGAUGAAAUCGCUUGAUAAAAAAACUGAUCGCGGAAUUUUUUAAAAGAUACAAUAUAAAUACAAAUUAAACGAGCAAUUAUCGCCACAAGAUUAGAGUUAAUCGACUUUUGAUUCGGCGAAAGUCCGCAUUUUUAUGUGUAUCUCUUGUGAGACGAAAUAAUUAUUUUUCAGAGCGCAAUUAGUUAAUUAGCCUCUACUCGUCUAAUGCUAGUGAUGGUCUCGUAUAGAACACAAACGACAGAGUGCUUCUGUACACGUGUUUUCCAAUUAAUUGUAUUAAUCAUUAAAUUGGAGGAGCCCUAAUUAGACUCAAUAACUUAACUGUUAAAUAAUCGUUCCGGAUCGAGGCCAUCAUGCUGCGUACUUGGUGCUCACUAUAAAUGUCCAACCUCCUUUAUAAAUUAAAAAAAUAUUGUACAAAUAUAUUUUUCAAUUUUUA
Messenger RNA from Belonocnema kinseyi, 4704 nucleotides. RefSeq names its product protein bric-a-brac 1 (gene bab1). Gene Ontology annotation, biological process: regulation of transcription by RNA polymerase II. The transcript has 3 exons. Bases 30 to 1403 code for a protein of 457 amino acids. Gene Ontology annotation, cellular component: nucleus. Gene Ontology annotation, molecular function: DNA binding; protein binding. The record is from RefSeq and is a predicted model, not a curated record. NCBI's taxonomy places the organism in Eukaryota, Metazoa, Arthropoda, Insecta, Hymenoptera, Cynipidae.